AUUUUGGAAUCAUGGCACGCGGAAGAAUCCGCGCUUAUCAUAGCACAAACGAGAAAAAAGUACCCCGAACUCAUUAGGAAGCGAGUCCAAAUGACAGAGUAAUGCUCAUAGAAAAAGCAAAUUUAAUCACUAUCCGCGCACUAAGUGAAUAUCUCUCUCAUCAAUUUUGAAAUGGUUAAUCAUUAUCCUUGUUGUUCCGGACAUUAAAUAGCAGUGUACACCGGUCGGCGACGCUCUUUACAUUUCCAUCAGAAACAUGAGUGUUGUUCUUUUGGUGAUUUUUGCAACUUUGUUAGGUGCACUGUGCUACAAAUGGUAUCACUUCAACAAACUAGUCGAACAGUUGGGGUGGAUUCGCCAACCAAAGGGUUGGCCUUUGAUAGGACACGUUUUAGAGUUUAAGGAUUCUACAACUAUGUUGAACGAUCUCGCGAGAUUGCACAAGCAACUUGGGACGAAGCUCAUAUUAGUGAACUUCGGAUUAUCUACGAAUAUAGUGUGCAUGGAUUAUGACUUUACCGAGUUCCUGUUAACGACUCAAGAUAUUUUAAACAAAGGAGAUGACUACAAGUUUCUUCAUCAGUGGAUUGGAACAGGACUGCUGACGAGUGACGGUCCGAAAUGGAAAAAAAGAAGACGACUUAUUACUCCUGCAUUCCAUUUCUCUAUUCUCGAAGAAUUCAUUGAGUCGUUCGAAUUGAAUGGGAAAGUAUUGGUUCAGAAGCUGAAAAAUGUGACCGGAAAAUAUAUAGACAUCCAUAGAUACAUAACAUUGUACGCUUUAGAUGUUAUAUGUGAUGCAGCAAUGGGUGUUACAAAGAACGCCCAAAACGACGAAGAUUCUCAAUAUGUACGGGACGUCAAGUUUUUGCUGAAAAUACUCUCAGAGCGAGCCAUUUCAGUUUUGAAAGGUAAUGACCUCCUGUUUCCUCUGUUUCCUGAUUUCUAUAAGGUCAAGAGAGCUGUGAAACAUCUACACUCGGUUACCUACUCUGUGAUCGAUUCAAGGAGAGACGCUCUGAAUCAAGUCGAGAAGAACAAAGAUAUAAUGAAGAACGGUACAGGAAAGAAGAAGAUGGCGUUUUUGGAUAUACUGUUGAAGUCUACCGUAGAAGGGAAACCAUUGUCAAGAGAUGACAUUCGAGAGGAGGUCGAUACAUUCAUGUUUGAAGGACACGAUACCACGUCUUCAGGAAUGGGAUUCGCUCUAUAUUUACUAGCAACACAUCAAGAUGUCCAGAAACAAGCGGUUGAAGAACAAAAACAAAUAUUCGAAAACGACAUAUUCCGAAAUAUUACCUACAAUGACUUACAGAAGAUGAAGUACCUCGAAUGCAUAAUCAAGGAGGCACUCAGAUUAUAUCCCUCAGUGCCGUUGUACGCCAGACAUACUACAGUAGAUGUGCCUUAUAAAGGUAACGUAAUUCCUAAGGGAGCUGACAUUAUAGUAUUUGCCUAUGGUAUCCUAAGAGAUCCAGAUUAUUUCCCCGACCCAGAAAAAUUUGAUCCGUCGAGGUUUGAAAACAGCGAUGGGACGAAACCGUAUUCAUACAUUCCAUUCAGUGCCGGGCCACGUAACUGUAUAGGCCAGAAGUUUGCCAUGUUAGAAAUGAAAUCAACGCUAUCGAAAAUAUUGCGAAAUUUCGAGCUAUACCCAACGAAUCCUGAACAUAAACUGAUUUUGGCAUCGGAAGCAGUGCUAAAGUCUGUUAAUGGUAUAAGAAUACAGAUUGCGGAGAGAAAGUGAUAGACCUAGCAUGAAAAUGCGUUACUUAAAUGUAAAUACCUGUAUAGAUACGUAUCAAUAGUGUCUUAGACAACCAGAAUAUUAUUUGGAUAAUAUGUUAUAAAUUUAUUUUUAUAUAUAAAAGUUUGAAAUCAAUA
Molecule: messenger RNA, 1884 nt
Organism: Acanthoscelides obtectus
Lineage: Eukaryota; Metazoa; Arthropoda; Insecta; Coleoptera; Chrysomelidae
Source: the annotation of a GenBank genome assembly